Molecule: messenger RNA, 2790 nt
Organism: Aspergillus homomorphus CBS 101889
Lineage: Eukaryota; Fungi; Ascomycota; Eurotiomycetes; Eurotiales; Aspergillaceae
Gene: xlnR
Product: putative C6 transcription factor
Exons: 3
Coding region: 1-2790 (929 amino acids)
Biological process (GO): DNA-templated transcription; regulation of DNA-templated transcription
Molecular function (GO): DNA binding; DNA-binding transcription factor activity, RNA polymerase II-specific; zinc ion binding
Source: RefSeq, a predicted model, not a curated record
AUGGCCCAAUCGCAGACCGUCGGGCUCGACACCCUCGCCGAGGGCUCGCAGUAUGUCCUCGAACAAUUACAACUGUCGCGCGAAGCCGCCGGCACCGCGGUCAGCGACGAUGCGCCCUCGGACUCCUUGCGAAGCUCGCUCUCCAAACCAAAAGACCAAGCUUUCUACCGCGACGACAACAACCACAACAAUUCAAGCGCCAACUCUCGGUUCCAACCGCCCAUGCAGCGAGAUCCCCUCGUCGAGGCCCGUUCCGCGAUCCGCAAAAACUCGGCCUCGGCCCCCGUCCGGCGAAGAAUCAGCCGUGCCUGCGAUCAAUGUAAUCAGCUCCGAACCAAAUGCGACGGAAAUCACCCGUGUGCCCAUUGCAUCGCAGAGUUUGGGUUGACUUGUGAAUACGCUCGGGAACGUAAGAAACGGGGCAAAGCUUCGAAAAAGGACCUGGCUGCUGCGGCGGCAGUUACGCAGCCUGUCAACGGGCAGACGGCCCCGGAUAACGGCCCGCUGGCCGGGGAACCUAUGUCCCCGGACCGGCGAUCGUCUCAGGAGAUCAAUGGGCGAUAUGAUGCGACUUUCGAGACGGCUCAGCAACACCUGAAUCCCCCGUCACGGCAGAUGCGAAAGUCCACCGCCCCUGGGAUGUCGGCCAUUGAGGAUGCGCAGUCGGCUCCGCCACAUGCUCAGCCGUCCUUAAGGGCCGCCAUCGAUGUGAUGCAUAUGAAUCAUUUCAAUUCGUUGACUGAGUCAAAUCGUGCUCCGAUGCCGGUAGCCGAUCUCCGCUCCCUACCGACCUCGAUUCUGUCGUCGCAUGGGUUGGGCUCGGGCUUCAACGAGAACGUAUUUUCUCUGGUUAACUCGCAGGAACCCAAUGCUUCGGCUCUCAACCAUUUUCGACUUGGGAACUCGACGGAGAACCCUGCGGCUCCGUUCCUGGGCUUAUCGCCUCCGGCCCAGUCCCCGGGUUGGUUGCCUCUUCCAUCCCCGUCUCCGGCGAACUUCCCUUCCUUUAGCCUGCCUCCAUAUUCGAGUACGUUACGAUACCCCGUGCUGCAGCCCGUGUUGCCUCAUAUCGCUUCCAUUAUCCCGCAAUCGCUGGCAUGUGAUCUUCUCGAUGUCUACUUCACUAGUUCCUCCUCCUCACACCUUUCACCGCUGUCCCCUUAUGUGGUGGGGUACAUCUUCCGAAAGCAGUCCUUUCUCCAUCCUACGAAACCACGCGUGUGUAGCCCUGGUCUGCUGGCGAGUAUGCUUUGGGUCGCAGCGCAGACGAGCGAGGCUGCAUUCCUGACCUCUCCGCCGUCCGCUCGUGGGCGGGUUUGUCAAAAACUACUGGAGUUGACUACCGGGCUACUCCGACCUUUGAUUCAUGGUCCUGCAACUGGCGAAACGUCACCCAACUAUGCAGCCAAUAUGGUCAACAACGGGGUCGCUCUCGGGGGCUUUGGCGUUUCGAUGGACCAGUUAGGCGCACAGAGCAGCGCAACGGGGGCCGUAGAUGAUGUGGCCACUUAUGUACAUCUGGCCACGGUAGUUUCAGCCAGUGAAUACAAGGCCGCCAGUAUGCGUUGGUGGACUGCAGCCUGGUCUCUAGCGCGCGAGUUAAAGUUGGGUCGUGAGCUGCCGCCAAACGCUGCCCACCCACGACCGGACGGAGAGCGCGAAGGCGACACCGAAGGGGAUCCUUCGAAACGGCAUUCUACAUCAUUGAUGACUUCUAUGGGACAUGGUCCCGGCAACACGAACUUAAACGUGACGGAAGAGGAGCGGGAAGAGCGCCGACGGCUGUGGUGGCUACUGUAUGCAACCGACCGGCAUUUGGCACUCUGCUACAACCGGCCCCUGACGUUGCUCGAUAAAGAGUGCGGGGGCCUUUUGCAACCGAUGAAUGACGAUCUUUGGCAGGCGGGCGACUUUUCUACCGCUAGUUAUCGCCAGGUUGGCCCUCCCCUGGAGUGCACCGGCCACAGCAUGUUCGGAUACUUCUUACCGCUGAUGACUAUCCUUGGCGGAAUCGUUGACCUUCAUCAUGCUCGGAGCCAUCCACGCUUUGGCCUUGCGUUCCGGAACAGCACUGAGUGGGAGCAUCAGGUCCUGGAAAUCACUCAUCAAUUAGACACCUAUGCUCAAAGCUUGAAGGAGUUUGAGGCGCGAUACACCAAUAGCUUGACCCUGGCAAGUGCGGAGAAUGAGCAAAUUGCGGAGGGCGCUCAUUUGGACCAUGUCAGUCCGUCGGGCCGUUCUAGCAGUACGGUCGGAUCUCGGGUAAAUGAAUCGAUUGUCCACACGAAGAUGGUUGUCGCAUACGGCACCCACAUUAUGCAUGUUCUGCACAUUCUCCUGGCAGGCAAGUGGGAUCCGGUGAACCUGCUGGAGGACCACGAUCUCUGGAUCUCCACCGAAGCUUUCGUGUCCGCGAUGAGCCAUGCCGUUGGUGCCGCCGAAGCGGCAGCCGAGAUUCUGGAAUUCGAUCCUGACCUCAGCUUUAUGCCUUUCUUUUUCGGGAUCUAUCUGCUGCAGGGUAGCUUCUUGCUACUCCUUGCGGCUGAUAAAUUGCAAGGUGACGCCAGUCCGAGCGUUGUCCGGGCUUGCGAGACGAUUGUUCGCGCGCACGAAGCUUGCGUUGUAACCUUGAACACUGAGUACCAGCGAACAUUCCGCAAGGUCAUGCGCUCGGCUCUGGCGCAGGUUCGAGGCCGUAUCCCCGAGGACUUUGGCGAACAGCAACAACGUCGGCGAGAGGUGUUGGCGCUUUAUCGGUGGAGCGGUGAUGGCAGUGGUCUUGCCCUCUGA